AUGCAGCGGCCUGGCCCCAGCAGCCGCCACCCCCUCCUGAUCCUGUCGCUGUUCUUCACAGCCACCGCCGCAGCCACCGCCGGCGCCAGCUCCAGCCAGGCCGUCGAGGCGGAAGAAUUCCAGAAGGGCACUGGGAUUUUGGCGGCAAGAAUUUCCCCAAAAGGUCUCUGCUUGCUGGAGUGGCACUUGGAGUUCUCGGAUGACAGAGAGCUGGCGAACCUUCUCGGUUAUCUGGCUUUCCCUCUCACUAGAGCCCCCUUGGGGUUUCCUGGGGCUCCAGGUGACCUCCACUUCUGUCUUUAUAGCCUUGCUUCUUGCUGCUGUCCAGGCAAGUCACCCAGGAGGACCGGCGACAACCGAGCUUCCUGCAGGAUCGGGAACUGCCCACCGGAAAAGGGCGCAGACCCUCGGGGUUGCUUGCCUCUGGGGUCCCCUGGACCGAGCCCCAGCCCCAGCCCCAGCCCCAGCCCCAGCCCCAGCGACGAAGCCCCCUCCAGGGACCCCGGCGUCCGGCCGCUCGAGGUGUCGCUAUUGGCGCUGCUGGCGCUGCUCUGGCCCAAGCCGGGGCUGGGCCGGCCGCGAGAGCGCCUCCGCGUGCGCUUCACCCCGGCCGUCUGCGGCCUGCGCUGCGUCCAUGGGCCCACCGGCCCCCGCUGUACCCCGACCUGCGCGCCCCGCAACGCCACCAGCGUGGACAGCGGCGCGCCCGGCGGGGCGGCCCCGGGGGGACCCGGCUUCCGCGCUUACCUCUGCCCCUUAAUCUGUCACAACGGUGGUGUGUGCAUCAAGCCGGACCGCUGCCUCUGUCCCCCGGACUUCGCGGGCAAAUACUGCCAGCUGCACUCCUCGGGCGCCAGGCCUCCGGCCCCGGCCGAGCCCGGGCUCACCCACUCGGUGUACACCAUGCCGGUGGCCAACCAUCGCGACGAUGAGCAUGGCGUGGCGUCCAUGGUGAGUGUCCACGUGCAGCAUCCGCAGGAGGCGUCGGUGGUGGUGCACCAGGUGGAGCGCGUGUCUGGGCCUUGGGCAGAGGCGGACGCCGAGGCCGUGGCGCGGGCGGAGGCGGCGGCGCGAGCAGAGGCGGCGGCCCCGUACACGGUGCUGGGCCAGAGCGCGCCCCGUGAGGACAGCUACUCUGACUCUUCAGGCUACGGUUACUGCUUUCGGGAACUGAGAGGAAGCGAUUGCGCAUCCCCUCUGCCCGGGCUUCGGACACAGGAGGUUUGCUGCGGAGGGGCCGGCUUGGCCUGGGGCGUUCACGACUGCCAACCGUGCUCGGAGCACCUGGGGAGCUCCAACCGAGUGGGAGCCCCCGAUCAACCUUGUCCAACAGGCUUCGAAAGGGUUAAUGGGUCAUGCGAAGAUGUGGAUGAGUGUGCCACCGGUGGGCGCUGCCAGCACGGGGAGUGUGCAAACACACGGGGCGGGUACACCUGCGUGUGCCCCGAAGGCUUCCUGCUUGACUCCUCCCGCAGCAGCUGCAUCUCUCAACACGUGAUCUCCGAGGCUAAGGGGCCCUGCUUCCGCGUGCUUCGCGAUGGCGGCUGCUCGCUGCCCAUCCUGAGGAACAUCACCAAACAGAUCUGCUGCUGUAGCCGUGUGGGCAAGGCCUGGGGCCGGGGCUGCCAGCUCUGCCCGCCCUUUGGCUCAGAGGGGUUUCGUGAGAUCUGCCCAGCUGGCCCGGGCUACCACUACUCGGCUUCCGACCUCCGCUACAACACCAGACCCCUGAGCCAGGAGCCACCCCGCGUGGCCCUCAGCCAGCCUCGGCCCCCGUCGGCCACCUCUCGGCCACCUGCAGGCUUUGUGUCCACACAUCGCCCUGAGCUCCGGCCAGACCGCAGACCGGAGUCCCGACCAGAACACAGACCCGACCCGGGGCGCAGGCCCGAACUACAACCUGAAUUCAGACCCGAGCCCCAUCCAGACCGUAGACCAGAGCUGCGACCCGAAUACAGACCUGAUUCCCAGCCUGAACGCAGGCCCGAACCCCGACCGGGCCCUGAGCGGCCCCGGCCCAGCAUCCCGGCCUGGCCUGGUCCUGAGACCUACGAGUCAGGUCGCUCCAUGUGUCAGCGUAACCCCCAAGUCUGCGGCCCGGGACGCUGCAUCCCUCGGCCCAGCGGCCACACGUGCCUGUGUGACUCUGGCUUCCGGCUCAACGCCCAGGGCACCCACUGCCUAGAUGUGGACGAAUGUCGCCGCGUGCCCACGCCCUGCGCUCCCGGGCGCUGCGAGAACACCCCUGGAAACUUCCGAUGCGUAUGUGGCCCCGGUUUCCGAGCCGGCCCGCGGGGCACCGAAUGCCUGGACGUGGACGAGUGCCACCGUGCGCCGGCGCCCUGUGACCUCGGGCGCUGCGAGAACACACCAGGCAGCUUCCUGUGCGUGUGCCCCGCCGGGUACCAGGCCGCGCCCCACGGAGCCAGCUGCCAGGAUGUGGACGAGUGCUCGCAGAGCCCGGGCCUCUGUGGGCGAGGCGGCUGUGAGAACCUGCCCGGCUCUUUCCGAUGCGUUUGCCCGGCUGGCUUCCGGGGCUCGGCGUGUGAGGAAGAUGUGGAUGAAUGCGCUCAGCAGCCACCGCCCUGCGGGCCAGGCCGCUGCGACAACACAGCGGGUUCCUAUCACUGUGCCUGCCCUGCAGGCUUCCGCUCCCAAGGGCCAGGGGCCCCCUGCCAAGAUGUGGAUGAGUGUGCCCGCCACCCUCCGCCCUGUGCCUAUGGGCGAUGUGAGAACACAGCAGGCAGCUUUGAGUGCGUCUGUCCAGCGGGCUUCCAACCCAACCCAGCGAGCUCCCAGUGUGAAGAUGUGAAUGAGUGUGAGAACCACCUGGCUUGCCCUGGACAGGAAUGUGUGAACUCUCCUGGCUCCUUCCAGUGCAAGGCCUGCCCAGUGGGCCACCACCUGCACCAUGGCCGAUGCACUGAUGUGGAUGAAUGCAGCUCUGGCGCUCCCUGUGGACCCCAGGGACACUGCACCAACACAGACGGCUCCUUCCACUGCAGCUGCGCCCCGGGCUACCGGGCCCCUGCCGGUCGGCCAGGACCCUGUGCAGAUGUGAACGAGUGUCUGGAGGGCGACUUCUGCUUCCCGCACGGAGAAUGUCUCAACACGGACGGCUCCUUUGCCUGUACCUGUGCCCCGGGCUACCGGCCGGGACCCCGCGGGGCCUCCUGCCUGGACGUGGACGAGUGCAGCGAGGAGGACCUUUGCCAGAGCGGGAUCUGUACCAACACCGAGGGCUCCUUCGAGUGCGUCUGUCCUCCCGGCCACCGCGCCAGCCCGGACCUCGCCUCGUGCCUGGAUGUGGAUGAAUGCCGGGAGCGGGGCUCGGCCCUGUGCGGGUCCCAGCGCUGCGAGAACUCCCCCGGGUCCUACCGAUGUGUCCGGGACUGCGACCCUGGCUACCACGCGGGCCCCGAGGGCACCUGUGACGAUGUAGACGAAUGUCAAGAAUACGGCCCCAUGAUUUGCGGAGCCCAGCGCUGCGAGAACACCCCUGGCUCAUACCGGUGCACGCCAGCCUGCGACCCGGGCUAUCAGCCCACCCCAGGGGGCGGGUGCCAGGAUGUGGACGAGUGCCGGAACCGAUCCUUCUGCGGGGCCCACGCCACGUGUCAGAACCUGCCGGGCUCCUUCCAGUGCUUCUGUGACCAGGGCUACGAGGGGGCACGGGACGGGCGUCACUGCGUGGAUGUGAACGAGUGUGAGACCCUGCAGGGCGUGUGCGGCGCUGCCCUGUGUGAGAAUGUGGAGGGCUCCUUCCUCUGCGUCUGCCCCACCAGCCCGGAGGAGUUCGACCCCAUGACUGGACGCUGUGUUCCCCCUCGGACUUCUGCCGGCGUGUUCCCAGGCUCACAGCCCCACGCACCUGCCAGCCCCCACCUGCCAGCCAGGCCACCACCACCACCCCGCCGGCCCAGUGCCCCGCGGCAGGGUCCUGUGGGCAGCGGGCGCCGGGAGUGCUACUUCGACACCGCGGCCCCAGAUGCAUGUGACAACAUCCUGGCGUGGAACGUGACGUGGCAGGAAUGCUGUUGCACUGUGGGCGAGGGCUGGGGCAGUGGCUGCCGCAUCCAGCAGUGCCCCGGCACCGAGACAGCUGAGUACCAGUCUCUGUGCCCGCACGGCCGGGGCUACCUGGCACCCAGUGGAGACCCGAACCUUCGGAGAGGUGAGGCCACAUUUGAACUUUCCCCUCCCCUCCGCCUCACCCUGGCUCUAUCUCCGUUUUCUUUCUCGCUGUCCAUCACCCUGUUUCUAACUGCCCGUCCCCUCGGGGAGCUAGGGGCUAUCAUUUUGAUGUGUGUCUGCCUCUCUCCACCUUCCUGGGAAUUUAUGUCUUUCGAUCUUUCUCUCAAUUCUUGGCUCUCUCUGUCCGUGGUCCCUUUGUCUCUGGAGAGCAGCACCCACGCAGAGACCUCUCCUCUUUUUGUCUGGCUUCCUCUCUCUGGGGCUCUGCCUCUCCCUCUCUCUGUCUGCCCACUGACCUACCCUUUCACCUUCUCGCACUUCCUGCCCCCACAAUUUCUUCUUGGGCCCCUGAGGGUUCAUUCACACCAGAGCCGAAGGGGAAAGACGAGGAGUCCAGGUUACACAGCCAUCCCUCAGCUGGGCCUGGGGAGCAGCCUAUCAGACUCCAUGCCCCCGCCACGGGGCCCUUCUUCUGCCCUCCCCCCUGUAUGUCAGUCUAUGCCAGGCCAAGUCUGUCCUCAAUCCAGCUCCCUGCCCAGACCUUGGGACCUACCUCAGAGGGCGGCUGGGGGUCUGAACCCCAGCGAUGGGCGAGAUGACAAUCUGGGCGUGUGCUGGCAGGAAGUGGGGGCAGACCUCGUGUGCAGUCGCCCCCGGCUGGACCGCCAGGCCACCUACACAGAAUGCUGCUGUCUGUACGGCGAGGCCUGGGGCAUGGACUGCGCCCUGUGCCCCGCCCAGGACUCAGACGACUUUGAGGCCCUGUGCAACGUGCUGCGGCCCCCGGCCUACAGCCCCCCGCGGCCAGGUGGCUUCGGACUCCCGUAUGAGUACGGCCCGGAUGUAGGACUGCCUUACCAGGGCCUCCCAUAUGGGCCUGAGCUGUAUCCACCCCCUGCGCUCCCGUACGACCCCUACCCACUGCCCCCUGGGCCCUUCGCCCGGCGGGAAGCUCCCUACGGGGUGCCCCCCUUUGACUUGCCUGACUUUGAGGACGACGGUGACUCCUACGACGAGUCAGAGGAUCCUGCCCCACCCGGCCCGGACCCCCGCUGGAGCUACCGGUCUCGUGAUACCCGUGGCUCCUUCCGGGAGCCGGAGGAGCUGCCCGAAGGUGGAGGCUAUGCGGGGGCCUUGGCGGGACCCUACGAAGGUCUGGAGGCGGAGGAGUGCGGGAUCCUGGAUGGCUGUGCGCAUGGCCGGUGCGUGCGCGUCCCCGAGGGCUUCACCUGUGACUGCUUCGACGGCUACCGCCUGGACAUGACCCGCAUGGCCUGUGUUGACAUCAACGAGUGCGCCGAGGCCGAGGAGGCCGCCCCGGUCUGCAUCAACGCGCGCUGCAUCAACACCGACGGCUCCUUCCGCUGCCUGUGCCGCCCGGGCUUCGUGCAGUCCCCGCAGCCGCACCACUGCGCGCCCGCCCGGCCCCGGGCCUGAGCGCGCGCCCCGGGAGAUUGACAGACACAUGGAAGGGGGGACGCCUGUCGCCGCCCCCUCCCCCAUGACAACGCCGCUGGCGCAAGCCCAGCCCACGGCUCCCUUCACACGCCCUCCCCUUUUUAUAAAACUUUCAAUAAAAGCACCUAUUUUGUA
Molecule: messenger RNA, 5787 nt
Organism: Echinops telfairi (small Madagascar hedgehog)
Lineage: Eukaryota; Metazoa; Chordata; Mammalia; Afrosoricida; Tenrecidae
Gene: LTBP4
Product: latent transforming growth factor beta binding protein 4
Exons: 34
Coding region: 1-5631 (1876 amino acids)
Molecular function (GO): calcium ion binding
Source: RefSeq, a predicted model, not a curated record